Pestalotiopsis fici W106-1 is the source of this 870-nucleotide messenger RNA. RefSeq lists its product as uncharacterized. Gene Ontology annotation, molecular function: fructose-2,6-bisphosphate 2-phosphatase activity. The record is from RefSeq and is a predicted model, not a curated record. Gene Ontology annotation, cellular component: cytosol. Gene Ontology annotation, biological process: regulation of pentose-phosphate shunt; positive regulation of DNA repair; negative regulation of glycolytic process. The transcript is spliced from 2 exons. Bases 1 to 870 code for a protein of 289 amino acids. Lineage: Eukaryota; Fungi; Ascomycota; Sordariomycetes; Amphisphaeriales; Sporocadaceae.
AUGCAUCUGCUUCUCAUUCGUCACGGCGAGUCCGUUGACAAUGUAGCUGGUCUUUACGCAGGCUCUCGUGAUUCUGCCUUGACCAAUCACGGUGUACUCCAGGCGCGACGUCUAGGUGCCCAUCUGGUGUCGCGCCGUGAUGUCAUCGGCCCUGUCGUGCACAUCUUUACCUCCAACCUUCAGCGAGCCUAUCGAACGGCCGAGGCGGUUGCCGACGCCCAACGUGGAUCCAAGGCAGCCUUGAAAAAGGCGGAUGUCGAACUCACGGUCGCGCAACUUCCAGAGCUUCGAGAAAAGGAUUUUGGCUCCGCAGAAGGUGUGAAGUACGGUGUGCUCUCCAACGGCCGGGCUGACGGUUCCAUCCAGUCAGACUCGGAGUCCCGUGAAGCCAUGAUGGUUCGAGUGGACCGCUUCAUUGACAAGGAGCUCACUCCCAUGUUGAAACGGCACGCAUCCGAAAAGGUGGCUGUUGUGGUCGUUGCACAUGGGAUCAUCCUCGGCGUAUUGCUGCAAGCUCUCGUUAGCCAUUUUCCUGUUCCAACAGCCAGUACGGCCUCUGCGGAUGGGGACAGAUAUGGCGCUGCUUGGAGCAACACAGGCGUUCUUCAAGCGAAGAUUGAGAAUAUCUCUGCUCAAGUACGAGCCUCGGGCCCUAUGUCAAGUGCAAGCACGACUGUUGACUGCACCGCUGACCAGAGCCGUCUGACAAUAGUGAUCCAAGGUACUAAUCUGACGGAUCAUCUUAAUGGCUUGAAGAAGACCCGUGGAGGCAUUGGCAGUGCGAAGUUUGAUUCUCGACAACAAACCUUGACUGCCUUCUUCACUCCAACCUCCAAGAAGCGCAAGGCCGAAGAUGACUUGUCCCAGUGA